AUGCGGGCUGAGCUGGUGGUGGUCUGCCUCUGGCUGACGGGGGCGGCGACUUCCUGGGCCCAGCAUGGGGGUCCGAGGCUGGAGACCUUCAGGCAGAGCAGGUCAAGAAGAGAGACUUCACGGACGGACGGUGCAGAAGGUCCCAAAACCGGAAGCCCGAUGUUCAAACGAAGCCCGGACAUGACAAAGUCUCCAAUGACAAAAUCUGAGCAGCUGCUGAGAAUAGAUGACCAUGACUUCACCAUGAGACCAGCAUUUGGAGGGCCUCCGAUCCCGGUGGGAGUCGAUGUGCAGGUGGAAAGUCUGGAUACCAUCUCGGAGGUGGACAUGGACUUCACCAUGACGCUGUACCUGCGGCACUACUGGAAAGACGAGCGCCUGGCCUUCCCCAGCACAAACAACCAGAGCAUGACCUUCGACAGCCGCCUGGUGAAGAAGAUCUGGGUGCCCGACAUGUUCUUUGUUCACUCCAAGAGGUCCUUCAUCCACGACACCACCACGGAGAACGUCAUGCUGAGAGUGUACCCCGAUGGCAACGUGCUCUACAGCCUGCGAGUGACUGUCACAGCCAUGUGUAACAUGGACCUGAGCCGGUUCCCCCUGGACACACAGACCUGCUCGCUGGAGAUAGAGAGCUACGCGUACACAGACGACGACCUCAUGCUAUACUGGAAGAAAGGGAACGAGUCGCUGGACACGGACGAACGGAUCUCUCUCUCCCAGUUCCUCAUCCAGAAGUUCCACACCACCACGAAGCUGGCCUUCUACAGCAGCACGGGCUGGUACAACCGCCUCUACAUCCACUUCACCCUGCGGCGCCACAUCUUCUUCUUCCUGCUGCAGACCUACUUCCCUGCCACCCUGAUGGUGAUGCUCUCCUGGGUGUCCUUCUGGAUCGACCGCCGCGCCGUGCCCGCCAGGGUCCCGCUAGGUAUCACCACGGUGCUCACCAUGUCCACCAUCAUCACGGGGGUCAACGCCUCCAUGCCCAGGGUCUCCUACAUCAAGGCGGUGGACAUCUACCUGUGGGUCAGCUUUGUCUUUGUCUUCCUGUCCGUCAUCGAGUACGCGGCCGUCAACUACUUGUCCACGGUGCAGGAGAGGAAGGAGAGGAAGCUGAGGGAGAGGCUGCCCUGUACCUGUGAGAUCGGCCAGCCCGACGACAUGGCCGUGGACCCCCAGAUCUCGGGCUACGGCACCAUGGACUUCAACAUGACCGGGAACUACGGCAUGCCAGAGAACGGGGGGCGCCCGGACAGGAUCCUGGCCCAGGUGGCCCUGAACCCCCAGGCCCGACCCAGAGCCAACGUCAACAUCUGGAUCGACACGCACGCCAUCGACAAGUACUCCCGCGUCCUCUUCCCUGGCGCCUACGUGCUCUUCAACAUCAUCUACUGGUCCAUCUACUCAUAG
Molecule: messenger RNA, 1413 nt
Organism: Gadus chalcogrammus (walleye pollock)
Lineage: Eukaryota; Metazoa; Chordata; Actinopteri; Gadiformes; Gadidae
Product: gamma-aminobutyric acid receptor subunit rho-1
Exons: 10
Coding region: 1-1413 (470 amino acids)
Biological process (GO): regulation of membrane potential; chemical synaptic transmission; signal transduction
Cellular component (GO): membrane; synapse; GABA-A receptor complex
Molecular function (GO): GABA-A receptor activity; neurotransmitter receptor activity; extracellular ligand-gated monoatomic ion channel activity
Source: RefSeq, a predicted model, not a curated record